GAGUUUCACUCUCAUCACCCAGGUUGGAAUGCAAUGACACGAUCUUGGCUCACUGCAACCUCCGCCUCCCAGGUUCAAGUGAUUCUUUCAUAUCAGCCUCCAGAGUAACUGGGAUUACAGGUGUCCACCACCACACCCGGCUAAUUUUUUGUAUUUUUAGUAGAAAUGGUGUUUCACCAUGUCAGCCAAGCUAGUCUGGAACUCCCGACCUCAGGUGAUCCGCCUGCCUUGGCAUCCCAAAGUGCUGAGAUUACAGGCAUGAGCCACCAGGCCUGGCCAAACUUUCCUUUUAAAAAAAGGUAUUACCAACAAGAACUAAGUAUUCUGGAAGAUGGAUGCUUAGGCCAUUCAGUGUCACUAAGCUGGGUGACAGAGAUAAUAUUUUUGACACUUUGCAGAGCUUAUUGUUUUCUCUGCAAAAAAAAAAAAGCUAUGAUAGUCACAUAAUAAACAUGUAGAGAGCUUUAACAUACUUCAAUGUUAAGUCUUCUGACAGCUGUAUAACUGGUCUUACUUGAACCGGUCUUUUCAUAAUGCUACCUUGCCUUUCACAUCAAUUCUGUGAGCCCAAGCAGGAAUGAAAAUUACCUAUUUCUAAAGGCAGGACAGAAGGGAGUGGUGGUAAAGGUUAUUGGAGGUUAUUAGGUGGAAUAAAUGAAGAGCUGGUACUACUUCUAAACACUGCCAGGUCCUGACAUAUCUUGUGUUCUUAUUUCUAAUAUGGGAGUAAAAGUAAGGUAUUUUAACAUUAAGUGAGGAUGACACUAGAUGGUUGUAAAAGCCCUGCACCCUAACUUCUAAACUCUAAAAUAUUCAAAUAUUGUUAGGUUUCAAUGAAAUCCUACAGUAGUCCCUUACUUGGAAUCACUGCAGGAUUGGUUCCAGCAAUGGGCAACACAGGGUUUGGUUCUAUACAGUGAGAAUGGGUCAAAGAAAACACUAUGGUUGAAAAUUGUCGUGUUCCUCCUUAUAAAGCUCAUACCAACGUAAAGAGUAAGGAACUAUAAAAAAAAAAACCUUCAGGGAAGAAUAUAAAUACCCCCACAGGUGGUCCAUGGAGCAAAGUAUAAUUCCAAGUCAGAAAUUUCACUUAGCCAGGUAAGGCAUUUAAGGGAAGAGGAAUCUAGGCUGGGGCUCUACUAGCCAGACACAGAUAAAUUACUACAGGCAAACAUGUUUUUGAAGCUAUUCUUUAUGAAGAUGGGAAACUCACCUUACCAUCUAUAUCCUUUCUGUUUUUGACAGGUGUUGGGAAUGGAUGUUUGGUGCCACAAAGAAAAAUGAGCACUGAGACAAAGGAUUUUUUAGCAAGGCCUUUUUACUUCCUGGACUGCAGGAAGAGUACCCUAGCUAGCUAGGCAAUGUGCCACAAGAGUACAAUGAACAAAGGAAAACAGACACAUUUAUUCCUUACGCAUUUGGGGUUGUCCUUACUACUAUGUCUGAUCUCCAUUGGCUGGAGCCACACCUCACAAUCUAAACUAAAACCCGAUUGGCUAAUAAGUUAAAACUUUUCUAAACAGGUAAAAGCUAUGGAGAGCUGGGACAUGCCUGUGAGCACAGAUAUCUUGGUUAAAGUACAAGGACAUAGAAUGUACUACGUACUUGUAAGCAUGCACGUUUAACACAGGAUAGGGCUUAACAAAUUUAUUAGUACACUUAUUCUUUAACAAGAAAGGAAACGGAUUAAGAAGAAACUUUUCUACUUCCUACAACAGGGGUGUUCGUGGGCUGGCUAGAUCUUUACUCUGACCGGUACCAUACAGGUCUCUGGUUCUCAAACCUGGCUGCACAAUACAGCACUUUAAACCUGAUACCCAGUCCCAUCCUCAGAGAUGCUGAUUGAAUUUGUCUAAGGUACAGCUUGGGCCUCUGGAUUAAAAAAAAAAAACUCCCCACGUAAUUCUUAUGUGUGGCCAGUCUUGCAAACCUUAAGCUAUUUAUUCUUAAGGGUUUGUAAUAAGCCUUCCUCUUAAAACCCACCCCACCACCAUUCAGCUUUUUCGGGUCUGUCUGUUGUUACCUCACCCCUUCCCGACCCCUCCCCUCACCUCCCAAACAGACACACCGGUGAAUUUCUCUCUACAGUCAGGCUGGGAGUAAUCCCACAGAGAUGUCUUUGAUAAAUAAGGAGAACCCGAUGAAGAAAGUUAACUCCCACCCAAACAAGGUGUGAGCAAUGCUCACUCCCUGCUCUGUUACUCAACCUGUUUCUCUGUUUUCACAUUAGAGAAUGUCCUAGGAGGUAACGCACUGCCUCCCUAGUUAUUUCCCCACCCUCGUGCUGGCCUUUGAACAGACCUCCCAGGAGAAGGCCCACGAUGCCGGGAGGGCACCGCGUCUCAGCCCCGGAACCCCACUGCACCUGCAGCUCGACUUGGCAGCACUCAAGCGCGCGGAUGCUCCGCUUAGACGAACUCUGGUUGGGGAGGCUAGGCCAGCGGUCUGUAUCCUGCCGUACACGGGCACCCCUCCCCCUCUCCCGUUCCCACCCCGUCUGUGUUUACGUAGCAAGAAGAUAUUUACGUUUGCAGAAGGCAGGUCAUCGCAGGCCCCACCCAGCAGUGGAGAGAGUGAGUCUCAGCGGGGGUUGCCGGAGAGCUCCUUCUCCCUUCCAGUGCUCUCGUCCCCUAGUCUAGGGCCCCCAGGGGCAGAGGACGCCGCGCACCUCUGACCUCAACAAACCCCUGCUCCACCCGUCUUCUUUGUCCCACCCGUGGUGAUACGGAGCCUGGGCCCAGGCCCCGCCCAUAGCGCUCAUUUAAGUGGUAUUGCGGAGCCACGAGGCGCUGCUGCUGCUCACUGCAACUGGCUCGAGCCGCUCUGUGUUGCUGCGAAGUGGUGGAGUCUCCUGUCCUGACCCCGCGCGCCAUGACUGUCGCGCAGCCGAGCGUGCCUGCGGCGCGGCGCCUCCUCGGGGGGCUGCCCUGGCUGCUGCUGCUGCUGUGCCUGCCGGCCGUGCGGGGUGACUGUGGCCUUCCCCCAGAUGUACCUAAUGCCCAGCCAGCUUUGGGAAACCGUACAAGCUUCCCCAAGGACACCGUAGUGACGUACAAAUGUAAUGAAAGCUAUGUAAAAAUUCCUGGCUCGAAGGACUCAGUGAUCUGCCGUCAGGACGGUCAAUGGACAGAUAUUGAAGAGUUCUGCAAUCGUAGCUGCAAUGCACCACCCAGACUAAGUUUUGCAGCCCUCACACCGGCUUAUAUCAGUCAGAAUUAUUUUCCAGUCGGUACUGUUAUAGAAUAUGACUGCCGUCCAGGUUACAGAAGAGACCCUUCUUUAUCAAGAAAAGUAACUUGCCUUCAGAAUUUAAAAUGGUCCACAGUACCUGAAUUUUGUAAAAAGCGAUCGUGCCCUAAUCCUGGAGAACUAGUAAAUGGUCACAUUGACAUACCAGAUGGCACAUUAUUUGGUGCUUCCAUCACCUGCUCAUGUAACACAGGGUACAAAUUAUAUGGCGAGGCUACUAUUCUUUGUCUUGUCUCAGGCAACUCUGUUCAGUGGAGUGACCCAUUGCCAGAGUGCAGAGAAAUUUAUUGUCCAGCACCACCAAGCAUUGACAAUGGAAUAAUUGAAGGGGAACGUGAACAUUAUGGAUAUAGACAGUCUGUAACGUAUUUGUGUAAUAGAGGAUUCACCAUGAUUGGAGACGCCUCCAUUUAUUGUACUGUGAAUGGUGAAGAAGGAGAAUGGAGUGGCCCACCACCUGUAUGCACAGGAAAAUCUGUAACUUCCACAGCCCCACCAACAGUUCAGAAAUCUACCACAGUAAAUGUUCCAACUACAGAAGCUUCAUCAACUUCUCAGGAAACUUCAACUUCUCAGGAAACUUCAACUUCUCAUAAAACUGCUCAGAAAACUACCACAGCAAAUGCUCAAGCAACACAGAGUACACCUGUUUCUAGGACAACCACGCAUUCUCAUGAAACAACCUCAAGUAAAGGAAGUGGAACCGGUUCAGGUACUACCAUUCUUCUAUCUGGGACAUAUACAUCAAGGUCAUUAUGAAAAUGAUGACACAUGAGGAGGUGGUGUGUUUGAAGAGAGGAAGAGAAGGAAAGGACUAGAGACAUUUAGUAAAUUAUCAGGCAAUGUGAAAGGCCCAGUUGAGGUAAGUGCUCCUGAAUUUUGAGUGCAAUCAACAAGCUUGGUUCUGAGUUUUUCUGCAGUCAUAUGUAGCUUUCUAGAUACAGUCUCAGAAAAAAGCAGUUCCUCAGAUUUAAUCGUGAGUGGGUGUUCCCAGGUGAAUUUGAUGACGUGAGUUGAGCAUGUGCAUAAGGGAGUGAUUAAAAUGAUGGACCACAGAAUUUAAGCUAUGUGAGAAGGGAAGUGAAGACCUAUGAGUGGUAAGAAACAAUGAGUGACAGGAUCAGUAUUUUGUAGGCCUCAAUGGAGCCAUGUCAUCGUUACUUGGGGUGCUAUUUAGAGUGAACUGGAAUGGUAAUAUGCAGUAGUGAGAACUAAGAAUGCCUCAAUUGAGAGUAAAACAGAAUUGGUGACCAGAGGACAAAGCUGUCUACAAAUACAGUUCCCCUUCAUUUUGGGCACAAAGUUAGACACAUUUCCUGCCACCCUUGCAGUUAAGUGUGGACAUAGGACUGAGUUCUGGCCAAAGGAACAUGAUCAGAGAUGUGUGGCAUUUCUAGGUCUGGCCCUAAAACAUUCCCAUAUGCAAUCCUCCUUAACUCUUUCCCUACACUGAGCUGAUGAAGGUGAGUGCAGCAACCUAAUAAUUCACAUGCUAAAGAUAACCACAAAAAGGAAGGAGCUUGAGUCAGUGCUUUGAGGAGAGCUGUCUGCUGAUCAGGACCACCCACUUUAAACUUCAUGUGAAGAAGAAAUAAACUGUCAUACAUGAGUUCUAACAUCUUUGAGAUUGAUGUGUUAUGUUAUUGUAGUUGACAUUAAACUAAAGCCUUCUAGAUUUUCAUGAUGCAAGGAUUUAGACAGAACUAUGGUGUGAGAAGUUGAAGUAAAAUGGUGGACAAAAGUAUUGGGGUAGAGGAGACCAUGGAACAUCUUAAUUGAUACUGAAAUCAAGAAGCAUCUUGUGUUAGAGAGUGUUACUUGCCAGGGACUAAAAUCUUCAAGAAAUGAGAUAGAGUGGUUUGUAUAUCUGAAGAUGACUGCAAACAAGAAGAUAGCAGGUGCUACAUUCUGAUGACAUGUGACUCGAAGGAAAGGUUUUGUGGAAAGGAAGGGGGAUUGGCCUACAAAUAGCAAUGAUCAAUCAAAUAGGGCACCAGCUUUACCUCUAUGCUUGGUAGUAUGUGGAGUGAAAGAGCAGUGACAGAGAUUUUUGCCUACCAGAGAUUUGUGUGGACAUUCAAACCCACUGUAUGAUCUUCCACUCCUUGUUAUUGCAAUCCCCCUACUUUCUGGUCACCUCUCUCUGUCUGCUGAGGGCUUUGGAACCUGGCUCAGUGUCUCCCAGCCAUCCUACAAUCUGGUAUUAUCCGUAAUUACUUCACAUUGACAAGGAUGACUCCUUAUAACACACCCAUGCCUCUGGUUUUAUUGACCUUUUGAUUUCUAAUAACCUCCUUCACUUUACCUGAGUCACUCAUCUCCAUGGAACCUUCUUAAAUCACUAAUUCAGGCAUAUUUUUUGGCUCAAUAUAAUCUUUUCAGCUUUGUAGUUUAGUUACCCCAGUGUGUUCAUCAACUCUCCACUUUCUUCCUAUUUAUAAGUCUCCUACUGUGAUAGAUAUUUUGUUUUCUCAUCCAGAAGCACACUCUAGCAUACACCAACUUGCUGUGACCUGAGGCUGACCUAUAAUGGAAGCUGUGGAGGGGAGAGGAGUUGCAUUCCUUCUAAUUCUUGUUUUGUUUCAAAACACUCCACAACUUUUUUUUUCUACCGUUCUAUUAUCAAAGGAUGGCUCUCCUUCCCUUUUGCCCUCCUCUUUCAGAAGCUACACUUUCAAAGGCUAUCAACUCAGAUCACAUUAUAUUUAUGCCCCUUUCCUAAAGGUAGUGCAUGUAGUUAGUGCUCUGGUCUACAAGGACACCUUUUCAGCAUUUUCAUUUACAGCAGACUCUUACUUUCUGGCAGUGGUUCCGGAGCAAUCUGAGGACUGUGUUAGGACAGCUUUUUUCUCUUUCAUAAAGUCUUUCCAUAGACUACCCUUGCUGACCACAGAGGCUUCUAGGAGCAGUGUGAAAGACUGCUGGAUUGUUUUUGUUUUGUUUGUUUUCUUAUAGGCAAUUUGAAGUUGGUGCUUUGUCUUCUAGUUAUGUUGACAGUGUGGUUUUUGUAUGACCACACUUUCUGUUGGGGUGGCUGUAGAAAAUUAGAUGUUUUUAUAUGUUAUUGAUGGGAAUGCAAACUCGUACAGCCAUUUUAUAAGGGAAUUUUCCAGUAUCUAAAAAAAUAUACAUAUGUAUUUACCCUUUGACCUACCAAUCUCACAUCUAGAAAUGAACUCUGAAGCUAUACCUUCAAUAAUAUGAAAAUAUACAGGUAUAAGAUUACUCAUCAGAACAUUAUCAUAGCAAAAGACUGGAAACCAUCUAAAUGCUCAUAUGUAGAACUUGCUGAAUAAGCUAUGUUAUAUCCAAACAGUGGAGUACUAUGCAGCUAUGAAAAAGAAUGGGGAAUACUAUGAAGUAUUAUGAAAUAUUUCUAGUAUAUAUUAUUUAUUUAUUUAUUUAUUUCGGUAGAGAUGGGGUUUCUCCAUGUUGGUCAGGCUGGUCUUGAACUCCCAACCUCAGGUGAUCUGCCAGCCUCAGCCUCCCAAAGUGCUGGGAUUACAGGAGUGAGCCACCAUGCCCAGUCUCAGGAUAAUAUAUUAUUAAGUGAAAAAAGUAAAGUACGAAAGACUAUGGUAUGCUCCUUCUCAUGUAAAAAAGAAAUAGAUACAUGUCCUCUUUGUGCAAAAGGAAACAUAGGAAGGAUAAACUAGAAACAAUGAGAUAGUUAUAUACAAGGUAUGAGUGGAAACAAUGGGGAAGAUGGGAAUUGUUUUUGUUUUGUCUCACAUAUUACAAAGCCAAGUAAAUAUAAGGAAUGAAAAUAGGAAGGGAGGGGAGAGAAGAAAUUACAACAGAAUACAAACACAACAAAUGAACCUUGUUAUUACUAUUAUUAUAAUUUUUUGAGAUGGAAUCUCACUCUGUCAUCCAGGCUGGAGUCCAGUGGUACAAUCUCAACUCACCAUAACCUCCACCUCCCAGGUUCAAGCAAUUCUCCUGCCUAAGCCUCCCAAGUAGCUGGGAUUACAGGCACGUGCCACCAUAUCCAGCUCAUUUUUAUAUUUUUAGUAGAGAUGGAGUUUUACCCUGUUGGCAAAGCUGGUCUCAAACUCCUGACCUCAAGUAUUCUACCUGCCUCGGCUGCCAAAGUGUUGGAUUUUACAGGCGUGGACCACCACACCCGGCCUCUUACUGUAUUUCAAAUGAAUAACUUGACCACAGUUAAGAGGGAGCUGUGAGGUAGAAUUGAAUUAACCUUGGAACACAGUAUUUUGAUUAUACAACCGAGGGCUAAAUAAAAAUAAUAUGAACAAGUGUUGGAUUCUGUCCAGUAGGUUCGUUUUUCAUAGUAAUAUAGCUUAGCAAUUUCAACACUACUUUAUGUGCAUUCGAAGGUGGGGUAGAUAAGCAAAUAUAUUGCAAAUAAUGAGUCAGGUUUCUCACUGUUGAAGGGAAUUACAAAUAAGGGAACACUAGCACAGAGUCUGUGGUAUUUGUAAUUUGAGUUACCAGUAUAAACUCAUGAUUUUGAACAUAAAAACAUACACAGAGAAACACACCCCCCCACACACACACACGAGUGUGCAUAUCUGUAUUAGGUUCUCCAAAGAAACAGACCAAUAAGAUUAUAUAUAUAUAUAUAGACAUAGGAAGAGAUUUAUUAUGGAAAUUGGCUCAGGCAAUUAUGGAGACCUAGAAGUCCCAUGAUAUUGCCAUCUUCAAGCUGGAAUACCAGGAAAGCUGGUGGUGCAAUUCUGAGACUGAAGUCUUGAGAACCAGGGGAGUCGAUGGUGUAACUCCCAAUCUAGGGCUUAAGGCCCAAGGACCAGGGGCUGCUGGUGUGCAGAUACAAGUCCUGGAGUUCAAAGGAUUGAGAAGCAGGAGUUCUGAUGUCUGAGGGCAGUAGAAGAUGGACGUUCCAGCUCAAGAAGAGAAGGUAAGAAUUCGUCCUUCCUCCACUUUUUUGUUCUAUUCAGGUGAGCCCUCAAUGGACUGAAUGAUGCUCACCCACAAUGCGAGGGCUGGUCUUCUUUACUCAAUCCACUGACUUAAGUGCUCGUCUCUUCUGCAAACACCUUCACAGACAUACCCAGAAAUAAUGUUCUACCAGCCAUGGGCCUGUCACUUAACCCAGUCAGGCUGACACAAAAAAUUAGCUAUCACAACAUCUGUGUGUGUAUAUGCAUGUAUGUUGUGGCUGUGUGGAUAUAUACACAUACAUAUACAUUAUAUAUAAACUAUUUCAAUAUAUUUUGCAUGUUAAUGUAAAAUAUAUUAAUAUACAUUAUAUGUAAUAUAUAAAUUAUAUACUUAUAACUGUUUUGUGUUGUGUAUAUUAUAUAUGCUAUAUGUAUUAUAUACUUUUUGCAUAUACUUAUAUAAAUAUAUAUAUAAUAUGUCUUCUUGGAAAAGCCUACAAACAGACCCCAGAUUCAGAUUUUUUUUUUUUUUUUUGAGGCAGUCUCACUUUAUCACCCAGGCAGGAGUGUGGUGGCAUGGUCUUGGCUCACUGUAAUCUGCCUCCUGGGUUCAAGCAAUUCUCCAGCCUCAGCCGUCAGAGUAGCUGGGAUUACAGGCACACACCACUACGCCUGGAUAAUUUUUGUAUUCGGAUCCAGAUUUCUAAAUACCUUUCUCCAGUUAAAAAAAAAAAAGGAGGCCGGAGCGGCCAAGAUGUCACAGCCCAAGAAAAGAAAGCUUGAGUCUCGGGGGUGGUGGCGAAGGAGGGGAGGGAACUGAAGAGGAAGAUGGCGCAGAGCUGGAAGCGGCCCGGAGCGACCCGGGAGGACUAAGCAGCUGUACUACCAGUGCUACUCGGACGUUUGCGUCCAGGAGGAGAUGAUCGCAGACCGCGUCCUCGCCGAUGCCUACCCUCUGGACCUCCUGCGGAACUGCGCAGCACUGCAAAGCAAAACGGUACUGGACAUGGGCGCGAACAGCGGCCUUCUGAGCAUCUUGUGUGCCCAGGCCGCGCCCGCCGCGUAAACGCCAGCGCCAUCUGGUAACAGGCCCGGGAGGUGGUGCGCUUCAACGGGCUGGAGGACCGGGUGCACGUCCUGCCGGGCCUGGUGGAGACUGUGGAGUUGCCGGAGCAGGUGGCUGCCAUCGUGAGCGAACGGAUGGGCUACGGACUCCUGCACGAGUCCAUGCUGAGCUCUGCCCUCCACGCGCGAACCAAGUGGCUGAAGGAAGACCGUCCUCUCCUGCGGCCUCCGCGGAGCUCUUCAUAGCCCCUGUCAGCGACCAGAUGCUGGAGUGGCGCCUGGACUUCUGGAGCCGGGAGAAGUAGCACUGUGGUGUAGACAUGAGCUGCCUCCUGGGCCUCUCGGGGAUCAUGGUGCAGGGACUCUCCGGCGAGGAUUUGCCGGCCCGGCCGCCGCGUCCCGGCACGGGCCUGGCUCAGGAGCUGGAGGGCGGAGUGGGCAGGCGCCUCUGCUGCAGCUGCUGUGGCUCCGCUCCCAUGCACGGCUUUGCCAACUGGUUCCAGGUGACCUUCCCUGGAGGGGAGUCGGGAAAUCCCUGGUGCUGUCCACCUCGCCUUUUCACCUGGCCACGCACUGGAAACAGGCGCUCCUCCACCUGAACGAGCUGGUGCAAGUGGAGCAAGAAACGGACGUUUCAGGAGAGAUCACGCUGCUGCCUUCCCGGGACAACCCCCGUCGCCUGCGCGUGCUGCUUCGCUACAAAGUGGGAGACCAGGAGGAGAAGACCAAAGAUUUUGGCAUGGAGGAUUGAGCGUUGUCUUUUCUCCCAGCCACCUCCCAAGGCAGAGAAAGGGAGAUCCCACGUGCAAAUAGAAAAAAUAUGUGUCUCCCUUUUCCCUCAUAGCCUCUGGGGAGGGAGAGUGACUUCAUUCUCCUUUGAAAACAUUCUCCUGGUGAUGUUUAUUUAGAAAGUGAUCCCCUUCGACAAGCGAUACAGCGUGCUUAUUAAUGGGCUUUUAGGCCUCAAAAUCCUGUAGUACCAAGCACUUGUAUUUCCGUAUAUUUUGUCUCUCAGGAGUGGGAAAGGGGAAGAACACGGAUGAAAAUGUCAGUUUUUGGAAAGGUCCAUGCACAUCCCUGACACUUCACACCUUAUCUAAGUCUGAAGCUGGAGAGAAAGCGUUCAUUUAGACUUCAUCAAUUUCCAGUACGACUUUAGUAUCUCUCCAGAGCCUCGCCCAAGGGCUUACUCAUCACUAUGGGUAAGUUAUUUAAACUCACUGAAGGAAGAUAUUCUCCCAGCUAGAAAAAUGUACUCGUUCUCAUUUAAACGCUCUCAUUUGGAGGGAUUAUGUGAGUUGGCCUACUUAAAACUGUGAAAGUUCCCUUUUUUUGUUUUUGUUUUGUUUUGUUUUUUCUGUUUCACUCAGCCAAAUGUGAAAGUUGUGAGUUUAGGAAAAUCAGUUGUAAUAAAGCGUAAAUCAUAUUAUCAAAUUUAUUUUGCUGAUGUGUCCCUCCUUAUCCUUGUAGCAAAUAAAACACUGACAUUCUCACA
Messenger RNA from Callithrix jacchus (white-tufted-ear marmoset), 10674 nucleotides. It is a transcript of the gene CD55, whose product is annotated as CD55 molecule (Cromer blood group). Lineage: Eukaryota; Metazoa; Chordata; Mammalia; Primates; Cebidae. The record is from RefSeq and is a predicted model, not a curated record.